This is a messenger RNA of Aspergillus costaricaensis CBS 115574, 882 nucleotides long. RefSeq lists its product as uncharacterized. The coding region runs from base 1 to 882 and encodes 293 amino acids. The transcript is spliced from 2 exons. Lineage: Eukaryota; Fungi; Ascomycota; Eurotiomycetes; Eurotiales; Aspergillaceae. The record is from RefSeq and is a predicted model, not a curated record.
AUGCAGCAGCAACCAGGAUCAUCACCACCACCACCUCAACAGCAGCACCAACAAUACACACCUACCCGACCAUCUCCCCUCUCACCACGCCGUCUCACAAACACCCCCUCAGCAACACCCAACAUCUUCGCCGCCACCUCCAACAACAGCACCCAAUUCAACAUCCCCUCCAGCCCCUUCACACUUCCAACACCCACGAAACUCCCCUCCAUAUCGGCAUCAGCACCACCAUCCCCGACGCCACCACAGCAACAACAGCAAUCACACCACCAAUUCGCAAGAAGACAAAGAAACAUUCAAUCUUCCCCCAACUAUGCCCACCGCUACGCCAACACCAUCUCCAACCCCAUGACCAAGCACUUAAAAUCAAGCGCGUCUCCCUCGGCACGCCGGAAUGUGUUUCUAAAUCGCGUGAAGCGGGAUCGGGAUGAUGGGCGGUUUGGCGAUCGCGGCGAGCAGUUGGUGCUUAUGGAGCAUGUGGCGGAGGAGAAGAGGUGGGGAGAGGUGAUGAGACGGAGGGCGGAGGAGAUGAUGGGUGUUGUUGAGGAAGAAGAGGAAGAGGGGUAUGCCAAUGGAUAUGAUGAUGUAGACGCAUAUGCUCUGGACGAGUACUUGCAAGAACAAGCGGCCGAGAUGGAACGGUUGGAGUAUUUGAACCAGCAGCCACAGCCACAGCCACAGCAGCAGCAGCAGCAGCAUCACCACGGAUUGUUUGAUUCAGGUGGUCCUGCUGGUAGAGGUAAUGGUGGGAUGAACAUCUCAUUUAGUGAUGAAGAAGAAUACGAUGAUCUAUUCAUGGAUCUAGCGGGGCAUGAUGGUGGUCCUGAUAUCCCUGGGUCAAGUGGGGGAUUUGCGCAUAGUCAGGAUAUGGACAUGUCAUGA